GCCGAAUAGACCGUAGUUGAAGCUCCUUUUCGUACUUAGUCCGAUAGUAGGGAGGCGUUGAAAUCUUAGAAAUCUUUCUAGCGGCCGAAGCGAAGCAUCGAGUAGAUUGAAGAGUGAUGGUGACGGCGGAGCAGGCCUUCCAGGCGAACGCAGCGGCGGUGGUGCGUGACUACUACGUGGAGCCGCGAAUCGAUUACCGCACCAUCUCGGGUGUGAACGGCCCGCUGGUCAUUCUGGAGAAUGUCAAGCUGCCCAAGUUCGCCGAGAUCGUUAACCUGACGCUGGCCAGCGGCGAAAAGCGCCAGGGUAAAGUACUGGAAGUGCAGGGCAGCAAGGCCGUUGUGCAGGUGUUCGAAGGCACGGAUGGCAUCGAUAACCGCCACACACACUGUGAGUUCACGGGCGAUGUCCUGAAGAUGGCCAUCUCGGAGGAAAUGUUGGGUCGCGCCUUCAACGGCUCCGGUAAGGCCAUCGACGGCGCCCCUGCCGUCGUGGCUGAAGAAUACUUGGACAUCGAGGGCCAGCCCAUCAACCCGUCGUGCCGUGACUAUCCCAAGGAGAUGAUUCAAACGGGUAUCUCCGCUAUUGACGUGAUGAACUCCAUCGCUCGUGGACAGAAGAUCCCGCUCUUCUCCGCCGCUGGUCUGCCCCACAACGAGAUUGCCGCGCAAAUUGUACGCCAGGCGGGUCUGGUGCAACGCAAGGACGUGGUGGACUCCCACGAUGACAACUUCGCCAUUGUGUUCGGUGCUAUGGGUGUCAACAUGGAGACAGCUCGUUUCUUCCGUAACGAUUUCGAGGAGAGUGGAUCUAUGCAGAAGACGGCGCUGUUCAUGAAUCUGGCCAAUGAUCCUACCAUUGAGCGUAUUGUGACGCCGCGCCUGGCGUUGACCACGGCCGAGUAUCUCGCCUACGAGCGCGACAUGCACGUGCUGGUCAUCCUGACGGAUAUGAGUUCGUACGCUGAUGCCCUUCGCGAGGUGUCUGCUGCCCGUGAAGAAGUGCCCGGACGUCGUGGUUACCCUGGUUACAUGUACACGGAUCUGUCGACACUGUACGAGCGUGCUGGUCGUGUGACGGGCCGCAAUGGUUCCAUCACGCAGCUACCCAUUUUGACCAUGCCCAACGAUGAUAUCACUCACCCCAUUCCGGAUUUGACGGGCUACAUUACGGAAGGACAGAUUUACGUGGAUCGUCAGCUGCACAACCGUCAGAUCUUCCCGCCUAUUAACGUGUUGCCAUCGUUGUCGCGUUUGAUGAAGAGUGCUAUUGGCGAGGGUAUGACGCGCGAUGAUCACAGCGCAGUGUCGAAUCAGCUGUAUGCUAGUUACGCUACCGGCAAGGAUGUCCAGGCCAUGAAGGCUGUGGUCGGUGAGGAGGCUCUUUCGCUGGAAGACCAUCUGUACCUCAAGUUUACGGACAAGUUCGAGGGGAAGUUCAUCGCGCAGGGUCCGUACCAGUCGCGUGACAUCUUCGAGUCAUUGGACCUCGCUUGGUCGCUCUUCCGCGCAUUCCCGAAGGAGUUGUUGAAGAAGAUUCCGAAGAAGCAUCUGGACACGUACUAUGCGCGUCGGACGCAAGCGCGUGAGGAGAAGGAAGAGUGAGCGAGCUUGCCAUGCUGAGCCCUUCUGGGUGCUAUUGAUGCUGCGUUCGUGGCAAUGGAUAAGGAUUACAGUAUCUGCGAGGGUUCUAGCAUCGCAUUUCUUCUUUCAAGCUCUGCACUUGUUCCAAAUGUGUUGAAGAAUCUACAAGUAAAAUGAGAGCUGUUUGAAGAGUUUAUUAAGUUACUUGCUUUGUGGUAUUGGCAGCAGAUGGCUUGCGCCUUCGUCGUCUAACUGCUGGUGGCGGUUGCGCUGGUUGCCAUUCAGGGUCUGUAUGUUGAAGCACAAGACGACAUUGCCGUACA
This is a messenger RNA of Phytophthora nicotianae INRA-310, 1906 nucleotides long. Its product is annotated as V-type proton ATPase subunit B, isoform. The transcript is spliced from 7 exons. Gene Ontology annotation, biological process: proton transmembrane transport; ATP metabolic process. NCBI's taxonomy places the organism in Eukaryota, Oomycota, Peronosporomycetes, Peronosporales, Peronosporaceae. Gene Ontology annotation, molecular function: proton-transporting ATPase activity, rotational mechanism; ATP binding. Gene Ontology annotation, cellular component: proton-transporting V-type ATPase, V1 domain. The record is from RefSeq and is a predicted model, not a curated record. The coding region runs from base 117 to 1604 and encodes 495 amino acids.